AUGGAGACUUAUAACGAGUGGGAUGAAGUAAUGGAUAAGAAUAUUCCAUUACCAGAGGACAACUUUGAUCAGUACUUCACCGAAUAUAACGAAAUCGACAAUUUAUUCAACGAGACAUUAACGGGAUUACAGGAUUUAGAUGUUCCAUCCGGAUUUGCUACUAAAAUACAGGAUGCUAGUCUGGCACAAACAACCACAGUUAAUCAUCACCAAGCAAAACACAGUAGAAAAAUAAGUGGAACAGCUAUUUUCGGGUUUUCUGACCAUAACAGAGAAUUAUCCAUUGGCGGUCUAAACAGUGACUUAUAUAAAUCUGUGAAGCACUCUCUAGACUUAGGAAAAUCUGUUUCCCCUGGUGAUUUGCUUAGAUCCUUAAGUUCUCAUCACAGCUCCCAAAAUGAUCCUAUCCUGCUAGAAAAUCCGCCAGCAGUUAGAAUGGAGAAAAAGGCUACCAAAGAAAUAUCACCGGUAAAAUUCCAAAAGGAAAGUAAGGACUAUAUUGUCACAAACACGAAUCCUAAAUCCUACAAAUUUCCACCUUCACCCGAAACCUCCUCUCAACCACCUUUAUCUUUUGAAAAAUCAGAUACUAAAGGUGGCUUUCAAUCUGUGAAUAACUAUUCUGUGAGAUACUUACAAAAUUUGAAGUCCCCUUCUAGACAUCACGAAGCUUAUGUCGAUGACAUUGAACCAUUACUUGAAUCAAAUGCUCUGGCUGAACAACAAAAUAAUCCAUUCAAUCCACAGAACGGUUACAAAUAUGUCCCCAUCCCUGUUCAACAACCUGUGGGCUACAAAAAAGUACAUUCACAACUUCAGAAUAUUCCUAACCCACAGUUAAAGAAUAACUUCAACUCUUUUUUACCACCACCAUCACCUCCUACUUUGUCAAAUGGAUCUCCAGAAUGGCAGUCAUCGCCUGAGCCACAAUCACCUUCUCCAAGUAGAGUUGUGAAUAACGAUCACAACCAGCAUAAAUUCUCCUCGCCAAUACAUCCACAGUUGAGAGGUAAGGUGAAUUUCUACACACCUCAAUUCUUUUCUGAGUCAGAAAACUUCCUCGGAGAUGGUUAUCAAAAUGAACAAACUUACAGUAAUAACCAAAACCCUCAACUUGAAAACAAUCAGAUUCGUCAACCUUCUCAUACCUCACCAUUUCAAACCAACAUGGGAGUUCAACUUCAGUCUUCACCAAUUUAUGGUCCCAAUAAAUCCUUAAAUUCAUCUCCUGUGAAGUAUUACACUAGUCCUUUAAGAAACUUGCAAUCAACUAAUGAUGAUACAGUUGAUGCUAAUGCAACUAUAACACAAUUGACCCCUUUGAAAAACACGUUACCAAAUACACCUGCCCGUAACCAAAUGAGAUUGGAAUGGAGUCCUAUAAUUUCUCCCAAUGCGAAGGCUUCAAAAGAUGUUAAGAAACAUAUUCAACAAUCUUCCGUGAGAAGAAGAGUAAAAAAGACUUCUUUAUUACCUCCUGGUGAGUUAGAUAAUUAUUGGGUGGGUCCAAACGAAGACAAAAUAUAUUUAUGCACAUUUAAAGGUUGUGGUAAAGAGUUCACAAGAAGAUAUAAUGUCAGAUCUCAUAUUCAGACGCAUCUUAGUGAUCGUCCUUUCGCCUGUCCUUCAUGCCCAAAAAGAUUCGUCAGACAGCACGACUUAAACAGGCACAUAAAAGGACACUUGGAGACGAGAAACUGCAAGUGCACUUGUGGAAAAGAAUUUGCUAGAUUGGACGCUUUGAAGAAGCAUAGAAACAGAAAUAUUUGUGUGGGGGGAAUCACUAGUAACGUUAAUCAUUGUGUCACAAAGCCUCAAAAGAAGAGGAUGAAUUCUUCGGAUUUUCUUGAUGAUAUAACAUCAGAAAAAUUAACUGAACAUUUAAGUUCCAGUUUAGCUGAAACUUAUUCCUAA
Molecule: messenger RNA, 1914 nt
Organism: Suhomyces tanzawaensis NRRL Y-17324
Lineage: Eukaryota; Fungi; Ascomycota; Pichiomycetes; Serinales; Debaryomycetaceae
Gene: ACE2
Product: DNA-binding transcription factor
Exons: 2
Coding region: 1-1914 (637 amino acids)
Biological process (GO): regulation of transcription by RNA polymerase II
Cellular component (GO): nucleus
Molecular function (GO): DNA-binding transcription factor activity, RNA polymerase II-specific; RNA polymerase II cis-regulatory region sequence-specific DNA binding
Source: RefSeq, a predicted model, not a curated record